AUGAAGUUCUUUGCACUUCUUUCAGCGGGUUCUAUGAUCUACUUUAUCGUCCAUAUUUUAGAUCGUAAUGUUUGUGCAGAGUCUGACCAGGUCGGCCUCCAUCGCCAAUCGAGUAGCAUGUCAAGACAAGCGCAGUUCGUGGAGCAUUCGUAUCAUUUCCUGGAUGUCCCCAAAAUUGCAGGAAUUGCUCUUCCAUCUGAUACAGACUGCCUCUUACGAUGUAUGAGGAAUGAUCAUUGUUUCUCCCUUAACGUUGCUGCAUUUUCCCUACCGAACGGAAGUACAUCGUGUGACUUACUUUCUACCGACAAGUACAAUGCAUCUGACAAGUUCAAAGAGGAUCGCACAUCGCAUCACUUCAGCAUCAUGGUGAGUAACGCUCCUGCGAUAAAUGUUCCACUUCUUAUUCUUCUUCCUCGUUCUUCCUCUUUCAUCCUCGAUUCUUUUCUUUUUCCCCUUUUUCUUCUUCUUCUUCCUGUUUAUACACCGAUUUUCUACCUCUUCUCGUUCUUCCUGUUUACACACUGCUUCCAUGCAGUUGAGAUGUUUUAUUCCCGCUCUAAGUUUGGCAGAGUUUUCUUAUUUACAAAGCACUUGAAAUAUCUGUAAGUAAAAAAAUAACUUUUUAAGGUGAUUUCGUCUGGUCUGUGGUAAUACGCCGUUUUUUUCCGGGGUGUUCGUUCAACUGUUAAACAAGCAUAUAUGGACGGCUCGGGUCGGUAUGAAAAGUUGAAUAUUCAUAUUGUUUUUAUUUUGUCCAAAUUUGUGGUGAUGAUCUGAAAUGGCACCUGACGAUACAUGGUCGUAAUAAGUCGCCGACAAAAAAUUCACCCUCUUAACACGUUUUGCUUUUCUCUCGGCGAUAAAAACUUGGCAACCUCCCGGUUUUCUUUUUGCGUUUGUGUUGUGUCUGUUCGGUGCUUUUAUCAUGUUCAAUAGUUCUUAAAGACAGUAGAGGGAAAAAAACAGACGAAACCAGGGAGUAUUUUGUUAGCAAAAAUAACACUAGCUGUUGAUAGGGUAGUUUUUAGUGUUAACAACUGAGUUGAAAACGUAAAUUGGCCAACGCAAAGAGUUUACCACCGUAAAGAGAAGGUGGAAUUAUAGGCUUAUUCAUCGUGACAAAAAAAAGACAUUAGCCUAAAGGCAUCUCGUCUCGCUCGACAUUAUUAAAUUUAUUUCUUGCGUAAUGAUAAAGUGUAUCCGGUCUGCGCCAAGCCAAGCUAAGUAAGAGUUCAGUUUCCUUUCUUUGAGUUCAUAAGCUCAUUACUUUGGUGUUGAAGAGGAGAUGAGAUAAAAAGAAGGACUGCGAAACAAUCUGAAUUUUCGAACCGGUGAAAUAUGUCCACCUGAAGGAAAGUUCGCUACCUGAAAAACAUCUGCGUUAGUGAUUAUCAUAACAUACGUCAUCUGUUUGAAGCCUGAUGACAAAUUUUUUUAAUACCUGCUUAUUUAACAACCACAACAAAUAUUUUUCUUCGUAAUAAACUGGAAGCUCAGCCCGCACAAAAUAGACUUUUUGGGAUUACACAAGGAGAGACGUUUGGAGAAAUUUCAAAAUUAGAGCAAUUGUUUUAUUUCGUGUCAGGAGCCCAAUGGGCUCCUGUCUAUGUUCGUUGGUCAGUAUUAACGACAUUAGCUCGUAUUUUAUAUUAUCUCUGUCGAAUGCAAAGGCGGAAGAUGAAAACCUUCCUGGUUUGUUGGCAAGCUAAAGCCGGGGAAGGAGGUAUGAAAUGUUCACCAAGAUUUAAGGUACUGAUUGGUAAAUGUGUACGCUGGUGAGAACCCGCGGUUACAAAUCAGGGAAACAACACUCAUCUCUCGAAGUAAAAUGAGAGGUUUUUGAAGAUAAACCAUGAAUCAGGCAUAUUUUGUUGCAAGGGUGCUUACAUCGGGUGGUCGAAGUAAGGGGGGGGAGGGUGAGAAAUAACCUGGAAAUUGUAAGGUAAUAGUAAUUAUUAUAUGUACCAUACGGUUCCGCGCGCGCCUUUAUUGAAAGAAACAGCAUUUCCCGUAUGAAGGCGGCUCAGACGAUUUUGCGAAAUUAAACGAACGACUAAUAGUCCAUUUCGCAAAAUAGUAUCCCUCCCAAAAUUACUAUUUUGCUAAUCAUAUUUUAAGAAAUAAGAGGAGGCCAAAAUCUUUGGUGAAAUACUAACUAGACCCUGUGAGCAGGGUAACUGGGAUACCUGGAUGGUACUGGAUCCGUGGAAUCAAGUGCAGUAAUACUACGCGUGUCGGACUAGUAAACUGAAAUAGUGAGCUCAAGUCUGGCCAAGGGCAUACACCUGUCUCAAAACAUAGGCAUGCUAUGCAUGCAAGAGUUAUUUUUGUAAGGGUGGGUGGAUUACUUGAAACAUUGUAAGUGGUCUACAUUCUUACAAAAGGAAAGAAGAUUAUUAACGCGGGAAAGAAUGAAAAUGUCGAAUUACCUCACACACAGGAAUUUUGUGGUAGGUUAUGUGUGUUGUGCGAAUAAAUGUAACCAAAAAUAAACUGUAUUGGUGCCACGGAUAGCUGUUAGUACAAAAUGUAGACAGCAGACUGCAGACCGGAUACCAAAUAUAGACUGCAGAGUGGGUACAAAAUGCAGACUGAGAAUCUGAAGAGUUUUUACGUCUGGUAUUGGUAUAUAAUAACAUGUCAUCUUACAGCUUACCGAGCGUCACGCAAUCGCUUUUCCGCGAUCAGCCUUCACGAUUAUUUGCACUAUUGUGGAAAAUUCCUGGCCCAUUUCUUGAUGAAAAUCGAUCGUAAUAUAAUUUCAAGCCUUCAACAUAGUUGGUUAGUGUGAUGUCUGUACAGAUUUUACCAAUGUAAUAAAAGUAGAUGACGCGAAUAAUAGUGAUGGUAAAGCAAGCUUAAAACGGCAACAAUCGCCAGAAACUACAACGGAUACACAGGGUAUGAGUAAGUUUUAUUGAUUUUACGAGAAAAAUCUUCAUAUUCCGAAAUAUUUAUCGUUGUAAAUCGACCAUAUUUCGUGCCCUAUUCCUUAUAACGUGUUCAAAUUUUCAACGGUUCCUAGCAUAACUUACUCUGAGUCACACAAUGCGUGACGCGUUCGUGAAUUAAUCGUUGGCUCUUUCUCGAGACGUGACCUUUGGUUGCCUGUGACAAGACAAUUGCGUAAACAAUACUUAACAUAAUAACUAUACACAAAAAACACGGGAUUUUGGAUCAUGUAUUUAUUAAAAAAGAAUAUCCAUACAACUACAAUGAAAAAAAAACAUAAGAUUCACCUUUCUGAUCGUGAAAUUAAUACCAUUCGAACUGUUAUCGUAGCUACGUUCCCUUGCAUCAAGUGAAUCCAACAUGGCGUCUUUCUUCACAAGCAGUUUGCAUCCAUUUGAAUUUUGUUCUUCAGUCUCACGGUAGUAGUGUUGUUCAACAGAUUGCAUAGAGUAUUUCACUGAGAUUUCAGAUUUUGCUUUUUACAACGAGUUAACGUUUUCAACUAAGACAUUGGCAUACUUAGCAUACAAGACAUACAAGGCAUUCAAUGCUUUCAUGGCUUUCAAGCGUUCGCGAUUCAGUCCGUUCCAAAAUUACCGCUCAAUAACACCUUUUUGUGUGGAUUGGCCGCGAACAAUACGACUUGUGUAUGCGUCUAUAAGUAUUUUGAGCGUUUGCGCCAUAAUGUUGCAGAUAAUCGUAAUCCAAACACAUUGAAAUACAAAACGACUGACAAAAUAUUUUUAUGGGCAAAAAUCUCGUGUUCGUCAUGUGACCCGGCCCUGUCCGUGCAUGACAACGUCAUUCAUCAUCAAGAUAGCACGCGUAAUCAGCAUGUGAACACCUCAUUGGAUCACAGUUAAUUGUCAUGGUGUUGAGGGCCCAAUGACCUCUGGGUACUAUUGCGCAAUUUUUCCAUUUUGUGGCGGAGGAAAAAAAAAAAAACUAGACCCUGUGAGCAGGGUAACUGGGAUACCUGGAUGGUACUGGAUCCUUGGAAUCAAGUGUAGUGAUACUACGAGUGUCGGACUAGUAUACUGAAAUAGUGCGCUCAAGUCUGGCCAAGAGCAUAGACGUAUUUCAAAACAUAGGCAUGGUAUGCAUGCAAGAGAUACUUUUUUGUAGGGUGGGUGGAUUACUUGAAACAUUGUGAGUGAUGUCUACAUUCUUACAAAAGGAGAGAAGAAUAUUAAUGUGGGAAAGAACGAAAAUGUCAAAUUACCUCACUCACAGGUAUUUUGUGGUAGAUUAUUAUGUGUUUUGCGAAUAAAUGUAACCAAAAAAUAAACUGUAUUGGUGUCACAGAUACCUGUUAGUACAAAAUGCAGACAGCAGACUGCAGACCGGAUACAAAAUAUAGACUGCAGACUGCAGAGUGGGUACAAAAUGCAGACUAAGAAUCUGAAGAGUUUUUACGUCAGGUAUAUAAUAACAUGUCAUCUUACAGCUUACCGAGCGUCACGCAAUCGCUUUUCUGCGAUCCGCCUUCACGAUUAUUUGCAGUAUUGAGGAAUAUUCCUGGCCCAUUUCUUGAUGAAAAUCGAUCGCAAUAUUAUUUCAAGCCUUCAAUAUAGUCUUAUUACUUUGCGCACGAGUUGGUUGGUGUGAUGUCUGUACAGAUUUUGUCAACGUAGUAAAAGUAGAUGAUGUGAACAACAGUGAUGGUAAAGCAAGCUUAAAACGGCAGAAAUCGCCAGAAAAUACAACGGAUACACAGGGUAUGAGUAAUUUUUAUUGACUUUACGAGAAAAAUGUUCAUAUUUCGAAAUAUGUAUCGUUGUAAAUCGACCAUACUUCGUUCCCUGUACUAUUCCUUAUAACGUGCAGUUCCUCUCGUAACUUAACACCGAGUCACACAACGCGUGACGCGUUCAUAAAUUAAUCGUUGGCUUUUUCUCGAGACGUGAGCUUGGGCCGCUUGUGACAAGACAAUUGCGUAAACAAUAUUUAACAUAACAACAUUAUACACAAAAAAACACAGGGUUUUGGAUCACGUAUUUAUUAAAAAGAAUAUCCAUACAACUACAAUGAAAACAAACGUAAGAUUCACCUUUCUGAUCGUGAAAUUAAUACCAUUCGUACUGUUAUCGUAGCUACGUUCCUUGCCAUCAAGUGAAUCCAACAUGUCGUCUUUCUUCACAAGCAGUUUGCAUCCCUUAUAGCUAUGUUCUUCAGUCUCACGGUAGUAGCGUUGUUCAAUAGAUUGCAUAGAGUGUAUGACAACUAAGACAUUGGCAUACUUAGCAUACAAGGCAUUCAAGGCUUUCAUGGCUUUCAAGCGUUCACGACUCAAUCCGUUCCAAAAUUACCGCUCAAUAACAUCUUUCAGUGUGGAUUAGCCGCGAUUAAUACGACUUGUAUAUGCGUCUGUAAGUAUUUUGCGCGUUUGCGCUAUAAUGCUCCAGGAGAUCGCAAUCCAAAUACGUUGAAAUACAAAACAACUGACCUAAGAGUUUUAUAAGCAAAAUCUCGUGUUUGUCAUGUGACCCGGCCCUGUCUGUGCAUGACAACGUCAAUCAUCAUCAAGAUAACACGCGUGAUCAGCAUGUGAACACCUCAUUGGAUCACAGUUAGUUGUCAUGGAGUUGAGGGAUAACACGCGUGAUCAGUAUGUGAACACCUCAUUGGAUCACAGUUAGUUGUCAUGGUAUUGAGGGCCCAAUGACCUCUGGGUACUAUUGCGCAAUUUUUCCAUUUUGUGGCGGAGGAAAAAAAAAAAAACUAGACCCUGUGAGCAGGGUAACUGGGAUACCUGGAUGGUACUGGAUCCUUGGAAUCAAGUGUAGUGAUACUACGAGUGUCGGACUAGUAUACUGAAAUAGUGCGCUCAAGUCUGGCCAAGAGCAUAGACGUAUUUCAAAACAUAGGCAUGGUAUGCAUGCAAGAGAUACUUUUUUGUAGGGUGGGUGGAUUACUUGAAACAUUGUGAGUGAUGUCUACAUUCUUACAAAAGGAGAGAAGAAUAUUAAUGUGGGAAAGAACGAAAAUGUCAAAUUACCUCACUCACAGGUAUUUUGUGGUAGAUUACGUGUGUUUUGCGAAUAGUAGUAACCAAAAAUAAACUGUAUUGGUGUCACAGAUACCUACUAGUACAAAAUGCAGACAGCAGACUGCAGACCGGAUACAAAAUAUAGACUGCAGACUGCAGAGUGGGCACAAAAUGCAGACUAAGAAUCUGAAGAGUUUUUACGUCAGGUAUAUAAUAAUAUGUCAUCUUACAGCUUACCGAGCGUCACGCAAUCGCUUUUCUGCAAUCCGCCUUCACGAUUAUUUGCAGUAUUGAGGAAUAUUCCUGGCCCAUUUCUUGAUGAAAAUCGAUCGCAAUAUUAUUUCAAGCCUUCAAUAUAGUCUUAUUACUUUGCGCGCGAGUUGGUUGGUGUGAUGUCUGUACAGAUUUUAUCAACGUAAUAAAAGUAGAUGAUGUGAACAACAGUGAUGGUAAAGCAAGCUUAAAACGGCAGAAAUCGCCAGAAAAUACAACGGAUACACAGGGUAUGAGUAAUUUUUAUUGACUUUACGAGAAAAAUGUUCAUAUUUCGAAAUAUGUAUCGUUGUAAAUCGACCAUACUUCGUUCCCUGUACUAUUCCUUAUAACGUGCAGUUCCUCUCGUAACUUAACACCGAGUCACACAACGCGUGACGCGUUCAUAAAUUAAUCGUUGGCUUUUUCUCGAGACGUGAGCUUGGGCCGCUUGUGACAAGACAAUUGCGUAAACAAUAUUUAACAUAACAACAUUAUACACAAAAAAAAAACACAGGGUUUUGGAUCACGUAUUUAUUAAAAAAAGAAUAUCCAUACAACUACAAUGAAAACAAACGUAAGAUUCACCUUUCUGAUCGUGAAAUUAAUACCAUUCGUACUGUUAUCGUAGCUACGUUCCUUGCCAUCAAGUGAAUCCAACAUGUCGUCUUUCUUCACAAGCAGUUUGCAUCCCUUAUAGCUAUGUUCUUCAGUCUCACGGUAGUAGCGUUGUUCAAUAGAUUGCAUAGAGUAUAUGCAGUUUGGUUUCAGAUUUCAGAUUUUGCUUUUUACAACAAGUGAACAUUUUUCAACUAAGACAUCGGCAUACUUAGCAUACAAGGCAUUCAAGGCUUUCAUGGCUUUCAAGCGUUCGCGACUCAAUCCGUUCCAAAAUUACCGCUCAAUAACAUCUUUCAGUGUGGAUUAGCCGCGAUUAAUACGACUUGUAUAUGCGUCUGUAAGUAUUUUGCACGUUUGCGCUAUAAUGCUCCAGGAGAUCGCAAUCCAAAUACGUUGAAAUACAAAACAACUGACCUAAGAGUUUUAUAAGCAAAAUCUCGUGUUUGUCAUGUGACCCGGCCCUGUCUGUGCAUGACAACGUCAAUCAUCAUCAAGAUAACACGCGUGAUCAGCAUGUGAACACCUCAUUGGAUCACAGUUAGUUGUCAUGGAGUUGAGGGAUAACACGCGUGAUCAGUAUGUGAACACCUCAUUGGAUCACAGUUAGUUGUCAUGGUAUUGAGGGCCCAAUGACCACUGGGUACUAUUGCGCAAUUUUUCCAUUUUGUGGCGGAGGAAAAAAAAAAAAAGACAAAAAAACAAAGGCAUUUUAUGACUGGGCUACCACAGGUAUCCCAGUAAAAAAAGACAAAAAAACAAAGGCAUUUUAUGACUGGGCUACCACAGGUAUCCCAGUAAAAAACUAGACCCUGUGAGCAGGGUAACUGGGAUACCUGCAUGGUACUGGAUCCUUGGAAUCAAGUGUAGUGAUACUACGGGUGUCGGAUUAGUAUACUGAAAUAGUGAGCUCAAGUCUGGCUAAGGGCAUACACCUAUUUCAAAACAUAGGCAUGCUAUGCAUGCAAGAGUUAUUUUUUGUAGGGUGGGUGGAUUAUUUGUGGUCUACAUUCUUACAAAAGGAAAGAAGAGUAUUAACGUGGAAAAGAACGAAAAUGUCGAAUUACCUCACACACAGGUAUUUUGUGGUAGAUUAUGUGUUUUGUGCGAAUAAAUGUAACCAAAAAUAAACUGUAUUGGUGCCACAGAUACCUGUUAGUACAAAAUGCAGUCUGCAGACCGGAUACAAAAUAUAGACUGGAGACUGCAGAGUGGGUAAAAAAUGCAGACUGAGAAUCUGAAGAGUUUUUACGUCUGGUAAAUAAUAACAUGUCAUCUUACAGCUUACCGAGCGUCACGCAAUCGCUUUUCCUCGAUCAGCCUUCACGAUUAUUUGCACUAUUGUGGAAAAUUCCUGGCCUAUUUCUUGAUGAAAAUCGAUCGUAAUAUAAUUUCAAGCUUUCAAUAUAGUCUUCUUACUUUGUGCGCGAGUUGGUUUGUGUGAUGUCUGUACAGAUUUUACCAACGUAACAAAAGUAGAUGAUGUGAAUAACAGUGAUGGUAAAGCAAGCUUAAAACGGCAGAAAUCACCAGAAACUACAACGGAUACACAGUUCGCGACUCAAUCCGGUCCAAAAUUACCGCUCAAUAACAUCUUUUAGUGUGGAUUGGCCGCGAACAAUACGACUUGUGUAUGCGUCUGUAAGUAUUUCGAGCGUUUGCGCUAUAAUGCUUCAGGUGAUCGUAAUCAGAACACGUUGAAAUACAAAACGACUGACAAAAGAGUUUUCUAAGCAAAAAUCUCGUGUUCGUCAUGUGACCCGGACCUGUCCGUGCAUGACAACGUCAAUCAUCAUCAAGAUAACACGUGAUCAGCAUGUGAACACCUUCACCCUCAUUGGAUCACAGUUAGUUGUCAUGGUGUUGAGGGCCCAAUGACCACUGGUUACUAUUGCGCAAUUUUUCCAUUUUGUGGCGGAGGAAAAAAAAAAAAACUAGACCCUGUGAGCAGGGUAACUGGGAUACCUGGAUGGUACUGGAUCCUUGGAAUUAAGUGUAGUGAUACUACGGGUGACGGACUAGUACACUGAAAUAGUGCGCACAAGUCUGGCCAAGGGCAUACACCUAUUUCAAAACAUAGGCAUGCUAUGCAUGCAAGAGUUACUUUUUUGUAGGGUGGGUGGAUUACUUGAAACAUUGUGAGUGAUGUCUACAUUCUUACAAAAGGAGAGAAGAAUAUUAAUGUGGGAAAGAACGAAAAUGUCGAAUUACCUCACUCACAGGUAUUUUGUGGUAGAUUAUGUGUGUUUUUCCAAUAAAUGUAACCAAAAAUAAACUGUAUUGGUGCCACGGAUACCUGUUAGUACAAAAUGCAGACAGCAGACUGCAGACCGGAUACAAAAUAUAGACUGCAGACUGCAGAGUGGGUACAAAAUGCAGACUAAGACUCUGAAGAGUUUUUACGUCUAGUAUAUAAUAACAUGUCAUCUUACAGCUUAGCGAGCGUCACGCAAUCGCUUUUCUGCGAUCCCACUUCACGAUUAUUUGCACUAUUGUGAGAUAUUCCUGGUCCAUUUCUUGAUGAAAAUCGAUCGCAAUAAUAUUUCAAGCCUUCAAUAUAGUCUUCUUACUUUGUGCGCGAGUUGGUUGGUGUGAUGUCUGUACAGAUUUUUCCAAGGUAAUAAAAGUAGAUGACGUGAAUAACAGUGAUGGUAGAGCAAGCUUAAAACGGCAGAAAUUGCCAGAAAAUACAACGGAUACACAGGGUAUGAGUAAGUUUUAUUGAUUUUACGAGAAAAAUCUUCAUAUUUCGAAAUAUGUAUCGUUGUAAAUCGACCAUACUUCGUUCCCUAAACUAUUCCUGGUGUAUAUUGGUGUUCUAAUGAGACUACGUAAUUUAAUUCCUAUGAAAUCUAAGUUAAUAUUAUUCAAAAGCGCGAUAUUACCAUUCCUCACGUACUGUCACCUAGUGUGGCAUUUUUGUAAAGCGAGUGACACUCGAAAGCUUGAAAGACUACAAGAAAGAGGACUUAGAGCGGUUUUCAAGGAUAAUAAUUCUAGUUAUGAACAACUAUUAGAGAAGGCAGAUCUGCCAACACUACUAAAUAGUCGCUUACAGGAUCUGUGCAUCCUUAUGUAUAAAGUAAAGCAUAAACUGUGCCCUGCAUAUAUAAGUAACAUCUUUAAAGAACCAAAUAGUAAUUACAAUCUGCGGCAAGCAGAUUUCUCAAUACCUAGGUAUGAGACAGUCACCUAUGGCAAGCACUCUAUUAGAUAUUUAGGGCCUAGGCUAUGGACAAAACUACCCAAGAGUAUCAGGGACGUCACAACCCUAACGUCGUUUAAAAGCAAGAUACGCCAACUCAAUAUAAGUGAACUUUCAGAUGAUGGCUGCGUAGGCUGUAGCCUUUGUUCAUUUUGACUUCUGUGUAUUUUUACUAUAAAUCUCUUAAUGAGUUAACUAUAGAUAUUUUACCUACUACUGUAUAUAGUUUUUUUUUAGUUUGUAUAUUCUCCCCUAAUUGGUGUCCCCAAAUUAGUAAGGGAUUUGUUCCCUAGCUAGACGGUUUUUUGACACUUUAAUAAAGUUUCUAUCUAUCUAUCUAUCUAUCUACUAUUCCUUAUAACUUGCAGUUCCUCUCGUAACUUAACACCGAGUCACACAACGCGUGACGCGUUCAUGAUUAAUCGUUGGCUCUUUCUCGAGACGUGACCUUGGGUCGUCUGUGACAAGUAAACAAUACUUAACAUAAUAACAUUAUACACAAAAAACACGGGAUUUUGGAUCAUGUAUUUAUUAAAAAAGAAUAUCCAUACAACUACAAUGAAAAAAACAUAAGAUUCACCUUUCUGAUCGUGAAAUUAAUACCAUUCGCACUGUUAUCGUAGCUACGUUCCCUGGCAUCAAGUGAAUCCAACAUGGCGUCUUUCUUCACAAGCAGUUUGCAUCCAUUUGAAUUUUGUUCUUCAGUCUCACGCUAGUAGUGUUGUUCAAUAGAUUGCAUAGAGUAUAUGCAGUUUGGUUUCAGAUUUCAGAUUUUGCUUUUUACAACGAGUUAACGUUUUCAACUAAGACAUUGGCAUACUUAGCAUACAAGACGUGCAAGGCAUUCAAUGCUUUCAUGGCUUUCCACUGGCGAUUUCUGCCGUUUUAAGCUUGCUUUACCAUCACUGUUAUCCAUGUUAAAAGACGAAGUUUUUGACAUGGAUAACAGUGAUAGUAAAGCAAGCUUAAAACAGCAGAAAUCGCCAGAAACUACGACGGAUACACAGAGCAUGAGUAAGUUUUAUUGAUUUUACGUGUAAAAUAUUCAUAUUUCGAAAUAUUUAUCGUUGUAAAUCGACCAUAUUUCAUUCCCCAUACUAUUCCUUAUAACGUGUUCAAAUUUUCAACGGUUCCUCCCGUAAUUUAACACCGAGUCACAUAACGCGUGACGCGUUCAUGAAUUCAUCGUUGGCUUUCUCGAGACGUGAGCUUGGGCCGCCUGUGGGCUUUCAAGCGUUCACGAUUCAGUCUGCUCCAAAAUUACCGCUCAAUAACAUCUUUUUGUGUGGAUUGGCCGCGAACAAUACGACUUGUGCAUGCGUCUAUAAGUAUUUUGAGCGUUUGCGCCAUAAUGCUCCAGAUGACUGUAAUCCAAACACAUUGAAAUACAAAACGACUGACAAAAGAGUUUUAAGGGCAAAAAUCUCGUGUUCGUCAUGUCACCCGGCCCUGUCCGUGCAUGACAACGUCAAUCAUCAUCAUGAUAGCAAGCGUGAUCAGCAUGUGAACACCUCAUUGGAUCACAGUUAGUUGUCAUGGUGUUGAGGGCCCAAUGACCUCUGGGUACUAUUGCGCAAUUUUUCCAUUUUUUGGCAGAGGAAAAAAAAAAAAAAAACGACAAAAAAACAAAGGCAUUUUAUGACUGGGCUACCACAGGUAUCCCAGUAAGGGACUUGUCAGAAACUAGACCCUGUGAGCAGGGUAACUGGGAUACCUGGAUGGUACUGGAUCCUUGGAAUCAAGUGUAGUGAUACUACGGGGUGUCAGAAUAGUAUACUGAAAUAGUGCGCUCAAGUCUGGCCAAGGGCAUAGACCUAUUUCAAAACAUAGGCAUGCUAUGCAUGCAAGAGUUACUUUUUUGUAGGGUGAGUGGAUUACUUGAAACAUUGUGAGUGAUGUCUACAUUCUUACAAAAGGAGAGAAGAAUAUUAAUGUGGGAAAGAACGAAAAUGUCGAAUUACCUCACACACAGGUAUUUUGUGGUAGAUUAUGUGUGUUUUGCGAAUAAAUUAUAACCAAAAAUAAACUGUAUUGGUGCCACGGAUACCUGUUAAUACAAAAUGCAGACAGCAGACAGCAGACAGCAGAAUGCAGACCGGAUACAAAAUAUAGACUGCAGACUGCAGAGUGGGUACAAAAUGCAGACUGAGAAUCUGAAGAGUUUUUACGUCUGGUAUAUAAUAAUAUGUCAUCUUACAGCUUACCGAGCGUCACGCAAUCGCUUUUCUGCGAUCCGCCUUCACGAUUAUUUACACUAUUGUGGAAUAUUCCUGGCCUAUUUCUUGAUGAAAAUCGAUCGCAAAAUUAAUUCAAGCCUUCAAUAUAGUCUUCUUACUUUGCGCGCGAGUUGGUUGGUGUGAUGUCUGUACAGAUUUUACCAACAUAAUAAAAGUAGAUGACGUGAUUAACAGUGAUGGUAAAGCAAGCUUAAAACGGCAGAAAUCGCCAGAAAAUACAACGGAUACACAGGGUAUGAGUAAGUUUUAUUGAUUUUACGAGAAAAAUGUUCAUAUUUCUAAAUAUGUAUCGUUGUAAAUCGGCCAUACUUCGUUCCCUGUACUAUUCCUUAUAACGUGCAGUUCCUCUCGUAAAUUAACACCGAGUCACACAACGCGUGACGCGUUCAUGAAUAAAUCGUUGGCUUUUUCUCGAGACGUGAGCUUGGGCCGCCAGUGACAAGACAAUUGGGAAUUUUAAAUUUGGGUUCGGAAAUUAGGUGACCCAUCCCUGCAAUUGGAGUGAAAUCUGCUAACCCUCCCCUUGAGCUUGGCCUAAAAUAUCAUGACUCUCCCCCUCUUGUAUAAAUGAUAAAAUCUAGUUCUUGCAAUACACUAGGGUGAGUCAGUAUUAUGAAAACUCAAAAUAUAUUUCUAAUCUGUUCUUUGUCAUGCUACAUACAUACAUUUUCGAUGAGAGCAUUAAGAGUCCGACUGAUCACUCGACUCUCCUAUUUCUCCCAAUACAAAGUCUUCAUCACUAGAACAAGUGGGUAAUGCCUCAUCCCCUUCAUCUACCUCACAUUCAUCAUGAUCAUCCACCUCUUCCACACUGAGGGAGCAUUGUUUGUUUGUUUUUGUGCCAAAUAAAGAACUUCCUUUUUCUUCUGUGGGUGAACCUCUACAUGAUCACGGACAUAUAUUUGCAUGACCCUCCCCCUUUUAACUGCCCAUUUUUCAUGACCCCUCCCUUUUCUGAGGCUCAAAAAGUUGUGACCCCCCCUCUGUUUCCACCCCCCCUCCCCCCCUGCUAAUUUCUGACAAGUCCCUAAUUAGUAAUGUUUAAAUGGUUUUUUGUGACAUGAAAGAGGUCACGUUGUCACCGGAGGGUGAAAAUAGUCGAUUUCGCUAAACAGUAACUCUUCUGAAAUUACUACUUUGCGAAAAGAAUAAAAAUCCUUCUUAUCAAUUCACGAUUACUCUCCUCGAUUACUUGUCCCCGUGAAAGUUAAUUUCUACCUUAUUAGAAAUAGACCUGCAUUAUUCCUUUAGCUUCGUUAUAUCUCGCCUGGUUUCUUUUUGUUUGGUUUCAUUUCGUUUCGUUUCGCAAAAUAGAAUAAGUAUGACAAGCCGUAAUAGACAAAAGUGAUCGAGAUUUUUUUUUCUCGAGUCGAAAAUCUUUUUUUCCGAGUCGAGAAUUUUUUCAUGGAGUCGCAAGGCAACCAUAAAGGACCAAAGUUAGCCUACGUGUAGGCGUGCCCAACCCCGAUGGCCUCCGUUUCACCUUGGCAGAAAUAGGGUGCGGCUACACGUAGGCUAGACCAAAGUGGUCGAGACUUUUUUAUCGAGUCGAGAAUUUUAUAAUCAUGAAAUAAUCGCAGCGUUUUCUUUGGUUCUCGCCAAUGUCCAAGACCUUUCGCACUUCUUGCGGGAGCUAAUAAACCACAUCAGGGAUAAAAUUGCUGCUUAUUUUCAAGUCAGUGCUGAGUUUCGUAGUGUACCUUCUCGCGAAAUAAGUUCAUAAGGAAGACCAAAAUGCAACAUUACAGCAGAACAAAUUGAUUAAAUAUGAAAUGUGCUGUCUUGCUUUCCCACCAUUUGAAAUUUAUAUUUGAGUAUUUUUGAUGGACAUGGUGUUAUCCUACACUUGCAAGUACCAGUGUCCCUUCAAUUUUGUGAAAAAUAUACCUUCAUAACAACGAUUGGUAUAACUAUACCAUAAAAUUGCUUGUGGCAAUACCAGAGAGGUUUUUUAUGCUUACUGGCAAACUUUGAAACAAACAAGUCAAACUGCUGCUGGUUAUUAAUAAUAGAAUUGGACAUUACGUUGCAUUGCAUUACAAUAUUUUAAGUUGCAUUAUUGACUAUUUAAUAGUCAGGAAUGCAACUUUAAAUAAUUCGCAAUAGCAAGGCAAUGUCUGAUUCUAUGAUUGCCAUCAUCUGCCAAUGGAUCAGGAACUAGGCAUUUUAUGCCAUCUGCUUGAUUGUCAGUCAGUUGAAUGGUGCUUUCAGGCACAGAAACCAUGUUUUCUGUCUUGAUACAGGCUACGGGUCCAUCAGGAUCAACACCAUACAGGGUAAUAUUACCUAUAUCAAUGUCAUCCACCCCAGAGGGAACAAACUCGGAGUACCAGGGAGAACAUGCAUGCUAUAGUACGUAGACCAUGGUGAUACCACUGGGAAUAAAACUCAUCCAAAGAUGCCUGAAUGGGCCGAACGUAAACAUAGUGAAGGGCAAACAAAUGGCAUUCAUCGUGUGUCAAGAAUGCCAGUAUAUUCCAUAAAAAUGAACAGAUCAAUGUACGGUGAGGAACCAACCCAGUUAACCUUUGCCCAGAGCCUCUUUAUCCUUUGAUUGUGCACGCUACGUCCGGGCGUGAAGCUUCCUCUAUUUACCCCCUUCUGAUCAAUCAUGAAUCGAGCAACAUUCACAUUUUCAACGCCCUAUCCCCUCUAACCCGAGAUGAAAUUCCAAAUUCUUGUAUUCCAUCCAUGAAGUAUUGCAAGACUGUACCUGCUAGGUUGUUAGUGAAACACUUUAUGUAAGCUAUUGCUCCACUAUACCCGUCAAUACAGCCGUGCAAACCUCCAGUGAAUUAAUUUAACUUGUGAUUUGAGUCAAUGUGCCAUAAGCGGUUUGGUUUUUUAACAUUAUAUAGACGUCGUUGAAUUGCAUAUCUGCGCCUUAUGGCGCGGUUUACAAGAUCGAUUCUUUGUAAUGCUUCCCAUUGGUUUUGCUGUAAUGUUGCAUUUUGGUCUUCCUAAUGAACUUCUUUCGCGAGAAGGUUAACACUACGAAACUCAACACUGACUUGUAAAGAAGCAGCAAUUUUAUCCUUGAUGUGGUUUAGUAGCUCCUGCAAGGAGUGCAAAAGCUCGUCAAUCAGCAGUUUUAUCCCUAUAAAAAACGCUACGAUUAUUUCAACAAAGCCUUCCCAGCUAUCGUGUAUAUAUUCCAUAUUUCUGUCGUUUCCGGGAGCUGUGCAUCGUUCUAUAUGGGAAAAUUCAAAUACAAUCCUGUAUAGACAACAGAAACCUCUCCAAGUCCUCUACAUUACUGUCAGCAACUUGAAGAACGACAACUGUACAGGCAAGAGCCAAUUCGACGAAAACAACAACGCAAUGCCUCUGCAAAUGUUUUACUAUAAUGUCAGAAAAGGUAAAUUCCUACAAAUGCGAAAAAAUAAUAAUUACAACACAGACAAACUACCUAAAGGCCACUACAAAACGAAAUCAAAGAAAAAGAUGAAAGUAAAGCCGCUUACUAGGAAAAAUCUACUUCUAUGAACACUAGGUACGGAUAGGCACAAAAAACUCAGGUCCAAAGAAACGGGCGAGACAACAAACUAUAACUAAAUUUACAUACAGCACGUAACAAAGGAGCGUAAUUAACAAAAUACCGAAGAGCAAAAAAAAGUACACGAUAACAAGUAAGUGACCCCAAUAACAACAAUGUAUAAAAAAGCUACGUAACCAACAGAUCUGCAGAUCGCCAUAUUUUUGAUCAUUUUGGCGGCAAAUGACGGCAUGGCAUGCUGGGUAUUCUCGACUUAUGAAAAAAUUUUCGACUCAACAAAAAAUUCUCGACUCGAGGUAAAAAUUCUCGUCUCGGAAAAAAAGAUUCUCGACUCGAGAAAAAAAUAUCUCGACCACUUUUGUCCAUUAUGGCUUGCCAUAAAUAAGCCCAUAAAGGCGGUACGGAAUGACGUGAACAGAGAAAAGCUACGCGUACGGUCCCGUGAGAUGUAAGCUAAUGAAGGAAGACAAGGAAAGAGCGGCGUUCACAUGAUAAAGUGCUUAUUGACCCAGUCAGGUCGGGCUGGAUGGGAAAAUAUUUGGCCUUCCUACCAGGCCUGGGUUGUUCAAAGCUGAGUUUAGUUAACUCAGGGUCAGUCUGAAAGUUGAUUUCGGGUCUGAAAGCUUUAAAAGAAAAUACAGUUCAAAUCUUUUUUCUUGCAAUUUGAUCACUGGAUGUUCUAACGAGAGUAGGGAAAAUUGUCUCUGAAAGGUUUUUGAACAAAGGAAUAAAGAGACCCGGAUUAAAAUUUACCCCUGAGUUAGCGCUAAUCGGCCUUCGAACAACUGGGCCCAGGCCAAUAAAUUCAUAUAACUCGUAAACCGUUGCAACGAAAGCCAGAACGAAACCGGCGACUGAAAAGACAGCAAUUACCUUCUCUUUCGACAAAGAUAUCUAUAACACAGUGGUGUCUCAAUUUGUCGGAAUAUUCUAACUUUUUCCAGAAUCCUUGUGAAAACUUUCCUUGUCAGCACGGUGGAACAUGCCACGCAAAUUACGAGACAUACGACUACAGCUGUGCUUGUGAGCAAAACUACGCUGGGAACAACUGUGAAAUACCGAUUGGUAAGUAAAUUUUGUAAUGGUGUUUUCUACACGAUAUCUUACUGGACUUUUUAACUUAACAACAGACUAUAAGAUAAGCUGACUUCGCUCUAAAAUUUGUUUAACGUUAGCGUCUUACAGUUGCUGUUUGACUCUUAGCCCUUGGUUUUGCAUCUUGUAGAAAGGCAGAGAAUUUUGUUACUUUCCUCUUAUUUCUCUGGAGAAGAGGCAAAAAAAAAAACUACACUUAUUCUGGGUCUUUUGUUUACCGUAUUAUUUACAAAUUUCGUCAGGUCGAGACUGUUUUUAUCUUCUGAACGCUGGCCACAAUCGGAGUGGAGUGUACUCUGUUGAUCCUGAUGGUAGAGGACACUUCAGUGCUUACUGUGACAUGCACACUGACGGAGGAGGCUGGACCGUGUUUCAGAGAAGACAGGAUGGCUCGGUAGACUUCUAUCAGAAUUGGGGCGACUACAAAGUUGGCUUUGGUCAGCUGACUGGUGAAUUCUGGUUAGGAAACGACAAGAUCCACAGGCUGACGGCUGCUCUACCCACGUCCCUAAAGGUGGACCUGGAAGACUGGAAUGGAGUUAAAGCCUAUGCCAAAUAUGGAAAGUUUGACGUCGGUGAUGAGCAGCUACACUAUCGACUUGAUGGGGGUUCAUAUUCAGGGACUGCUGGGGAUUCGUUAGCAUAUCAUUAUAACAUGGCGUUCAGCACAAAAGAUAGUGAUAAUGAUAACUAUCCUCAAAACUGUGCUGUAAAGUUUACUGGAGCAUGGUGGUAUAAAAGCUGCCUCAACUCCAAUCUGAACGGAAAAUACUUGGGAAACAAGCAUGGUUACCGUGGAAUCCCGUGGUAUGACUUCAGAGGUGACCUUUCCCUUAAAUUCACAGAAAUGAAGUUGAGGCCAGCAUUGUAG
Pocillopora meandrina is the source of this 17718-nucleotide messenger RNA. The record is from the annotation of a GenBank genome assembly. NCBI's taxonomy places the organism in Eukaryota, Metazoa, Cnidaria, Anthozoa, Scleractinia, Pocilloporidae.